Molecule: messenger RNA, 612 nt
Organism: Strongylus vulgaris
Lineage: Eukaryota; Metazoa; Nematoda; Chromadorea; Rhabditida; Strongylidae
Source: the annotation of a GenBank genome assembly
AUGGGGUUAUUUUGUGUAGAUAUAAGGACUAGUACAGAGCUGUGUCAAGGAGCGCAGUCAACACUGAAGCACAAACGCACUAACAGCCAGGAAACCUUUUUGCAAUGGAAAUUUCGCGAAACGUUGCUCUAUUCUGAUUGCACACCCCUCAACGGCUCGUUCGAUACGAUAUGCAAGAGGGACGACGACGACGGCGAGGACGACGAACGACCAUACGACGAACGCCGUCAACAAAUUUAUCGAGCGAGAUGUUUUCUUGCCUGCUGCGUGUGUGUGUGCGUGUGCGUCCGAGUGUUUGAGUGUGAGUUGCACGCUCUACGGCCUAGACUUCAUAUUCCUGCAAUUGUCCCAGUAAUGCCACUAUUUCUACUACCAUCCACAGCUUUAUUCCCAAGACUAUAUGAUGAAUUAUUUGAUGAUGAUGAGCCGGUGCUAAGUAUUGUGCAAAGCGAACAUCAUGGACCACCUGCAAAAAAGAGUCGGAAAGAACAGAGUUCCUCGCAUGCAGUUCGAAAAGGUACCAAAAGACAUGUGGAUGAGGUGAGGGAUAAAUCUGCCUCUCCUCCUCCUCUCUUUCUCCUUCCAUUUCAUAUAGGAGGUUUUACUUUUUAA